AUAACACAGGCGCACAUGUCGGCCGGCUUGUGCUGAUGCAACGUCAACACAAUAUAUACACCUAUCUAUUGUCAGUGAUUGUUGCAUAAACUUGCCUCAGAUUGAGUGUGCUGUAGACCUACAUAAAGUCCGCCGCGCCUAUUGAACGCUAGUUUGUUAAGCUGUCUUGAAGAGAUCAACGAUGGCCAGUGUGCCAGAACAUAUCAACUUUCCUGCAGAGGAAGAGAAGAUACUGAAACUCUGGAAAGACAUUGACGCCUUCAAGACAUCGGUGAAACAGUCCAAGGGGAAACCCAGGUUUUCAUUCUAUGAUGGUCCGCCAUUUGCCACAGGGCUGCCACAUUAUGGCCACAUCCUGGCCGGGACCAUCAAGGAUGUUGCCACGCGGUGGGCGCAUCAGAGCGGCUUCCAUGUUGAGAGGCGGUUUGGCUGGGAUUGCCACGGACUGCCAGUGGAGUAUGAGAUUGACAAGACUCUGGGUAUCAAGGGCCCUGAGGACGUGGCAAAGAUGGGGAUCGAGGCCUACAACGCUGAGUGCCGCAAGAUCGUCAUGAGAUACUCAAACGAAUGGGAGACCAUUGUGACCCGUCUUGGGCGCUGGAUUGACUUCCAGAACGACUACAAGACAAUGUACCCCUGGUUCAUGGAGACUAUCUGGUGGGUGUUCCAGCAGCUCUACAACAAGGGGCUGGUCUACCAGGGCUAUAAGGUGAUGCCGUACUCUACAGCCUGCAACACACCCCUGUCAAACUUUGAGUCGGGACAGAACUAUAAGGAGGUCACAGACCCCGCAGUCAUCAUUAGUUUCCCACUGGAAGAGUCUCCUGAUGUGUCCAUCAUCGCCUGGACAACCACACCAUGGACGUUGCCUAGCAACCUGGCUUGCUGUGUCAACGCAGACCUUGACUAUGUCAAAGUUAAAGACAAGAGUUCCGGGAAGGUGUACAUCAUGAUGGAGGCUAGACUGGUGGCUCUGUUCAAGUCGGAGGAGGAGUACACCAUAUUAGAGAAGUUCAAGGGCAAGACUUUGGAAGGAAAGAAAUACAAGCCACUGUUUCCAUACUUUGAGAGUAUGGGUAAGACAAAUGGAGCCUUCCGAGUUCUUCUAGGCAGUUAUGUCACAGCAGAGAGCGGUACCGGCGUCGUCCAUCAGGCGCCGUACUUUGGUGAAGACGAUUACCAGACAUGUCUGAAGUACAAGAUCAUCAGCAAGGACAUGAAGAUGGUGUGUCCCAUUGACGCCAGUGGCAAGUUCACAGAGGAGGUCACACACUUCAAGGGCAUGUACUUCAAGGAUGCAGACAAAGAGAUCAUGAAGAAGCUGAAGGCAGAGGGUCGUCUCGUCCACCAGGGCACGGCCAAGCACAACUACCCCUUCUGCUGGAGGUCUGAGACGCCCCUCAUGUACAAAGCGGUGCCAAGCUGGUUUAUCCGUGUGGAGCAGGCUACCCAGAAACUGCUGGAUAACAACCAGAAGACAUACUGGGUGCCGGACUUUGUAAAGGAGAAGAGAUUUGCCAACUGGCUGCGUGAUGCGCGAGACUGGGCUGUGUCUCGUAACCGGUACUGGGGCACCCCCAUCCCGCUCUGGGUCAGUGAAGAUGGAGAAGAGAUUGUGUGUGUAGGAUCUAUUGAAGAACUGAAGGAACUCUCGGGUGUGGAACUGAAGGAUCUUCACAGAGAAAAUGUUGAUAAGGUGACCAUUCCCUCCAAGAUGGGUAAGGGAGUGUUGCGUCGCGUCAGUGAGGUGUUUGACUGCUGGUUUGAGAGUGGCAGCAUGCCCUAUGCACAAGCUCACUUCCCAUUCGAACACAAGAAGGAGUUUGAAGAGAGCUUCCCUGCUGACUUCAUCGCAGAGGGAGUGGACCAGACCCGUGGAUGGUUCUACACACUGCUGGUACUGUCCACACUGCUGUUUGGGAAGCCGCCCUUCAAGAACCUGGUUGUCAACGGACUGGUUCUGGCAGAAGAUGGACAGAAGAUGAGCAAGAGGAAGAAGAACUACCCCGACCCCGUAGAGAUCGUCAACAAGUUUGGUGCAGAUGCACUCAGACUGUACCUGAUCAACUCCCCGUCUGUGAGGGCCGAGAACCUGCGCUUCAAGGAGGCUGGUGUGAGGGAUGUCCUCAAGGAUGUCUUCCUGCCCUGGUACAAUGCCUACCGAUUCCUCAUGCAGAACAUAGACCGGCUGGAGAGGGAGGAGGGUGUGACGUACGUGUACAACGAGGACACGGUGAAGGUGUCGGAGAACUACAUGGACCGAUGGAUCCUCUCCUUCACACAGUCCCUCAUCACAUUCGUCAGGAAGGAGAUGGCUUUGUACCACCUGUACACGGUGACGCCACGCCUGAUCCGGUUUGUUGACCAGCUGACAAACUGGUACGUGAGGAUGAACCGAAAGCGGCUGAAGGGUGAUGGCGGCGUGGACGACUGUCGCCAGGCCUUGGACUCCUUCUACAGUGUCCUCUUUUCCAUGACUAAAGUCAUGGCACCGUUCACACCGUUCCUGACUGAGCUGAUGUACCAGAAUCUCCGCCGCUACCAGCCGCAGUCUCCCACCAGCAAGGAGGACACCCGGAGUGUCCACUUCCUCAUGCUGCCUCAACCCAGGGCCAUACUGAUAGACACAAAGAUUGAGAAUGCUGUCUCCAGCAUGCAGACUGUCAUUGAGCUGGGCCGAGUCAUCCGAGACAGGAAGACUAUGCCAGUGAAGUACCCACUGAAGGAAGUGGUUGCCAUCCAUCAAGACCCCAGUGCCCUGGAGGACAUCAGGUCCUUGGAGAAAUACAUCGUACAGGAGUUGAAUGUACGGUACCUGACCACCACAACCAACAAGGAGAAGUAUGGCGUCCGUCUGAAGGCCGAGCCUGAUCACCGAGUCCUCGGCGCCAGACUCAAGGGAGACUUCAAGAACGUUAUGAAGGAUAUCCAACAGCUGACAGAUGCACAGCUUGUAGCGUUCCAGAAAUCAGGGGAGAUAACUGUGGGAGGACAUGUCCUGGCACGAGAAGAUCUGAGAAUAAUGUACAGUGUCGAGGAUAAAGUGGCUGGCAAGAGUGAACAGUAUGAAGCUCAUUCAGAAGGAGAGCUCCUAGUGUUGCUGGACGUGAGUCCAGACCAGUCCAUGUUGGAUGAGGGGGUGGCCAGAGAAGUCAUCAACCGUAUACAGAAACUCAGGAAGAAGGCAAAUCUGGCUCCCCAAGAUGAGAUCACCGUGUUCUACCAGGCCUCGUCAAACUUGACUCGUAUCAUCAGCGAGUUCUCCGACUUCAUCUUCUCCACCAUCAAGCAGCCCCUGGCUGUCUACCCUGCCCAGGGGGAGCAACUCAUCAAGGAGAGCUCGGAGAUCAAGUCUGACAAGAUAGAACUAGCCAUCGUAAGACGAGGCACUGCAUCAGGAGCUCCUUCAAGCUCCACAACAUCACAUCUUGCUCCGGCUCCUGUCAAGAAUGGUGUGAAGCCUAAUUGUAGGUUUCUAAACCUGACCCUGUUAGGAGCUGUUGCCCAAGAGGGUUUCACUGGCAGACAAGGCACAUUACUGUUGGAGAACCCUGUCGGGAGCUUCCCACUGGCAGCAAAAGACUUGGCAGCUGAGGCACAAAGGGUGUUUGGAGUUCGGGGACAGACAGUGAAGGUGUUCGAAGAUGCUGCUCGCACAAAACAGUUCUCACCUGAUUCCAAGAUGGCCGACUACUCCACACGAACACUUUAUAUAUCUGGUUCAUCCAAUCAGUCAGGUCCAACACCAGCAGGGGUCACCACACCAGUGUGUCACUUUGCUAAUGUUGAGGUCAUCAGGUCAAAAGGCAAGGCUGAGAAGGGGACAUUACUCUUGGAGAACCCUCGAGGUGAUACCCUUUCUGUAGACCAACUUGUAGACCAGGUUAGAGCUGUUUUUGGUGUCAACAGUUCUACUGUGACGGUCAGCAAAACAAGAGACAACAAGGGAGCGUUAACGUCGGCAACAGUGAAAGACGUGCUGAGUCUACACAGUGAAACGCUAUACGCCAUCAUCAGUUAAUGUGGACAUGGAAUCUGUGUAGCAACAUACUGACAGAUGGAAUUGUUUAUUUUGUUAUUUAAUUUAUGAUAUUAUAACUUAGACAAUUACUAUCUUUGAUUUGCGCCCUUUACAAUUUGAAGUUUGAUUAAUUGCUCAUGUGAUUAAUUCCUAAAUCAACGAACUGGCGCGUCAGACAAACAAAUUACUCUACACCAUGAUGGAGGUAUGUUUGUGUUCUAUUCUGGGACAGUAUGACAAAGAUGUUGGGGGAUUAUGGCAUAGUGGUUAAGGCACUCGCAUGUCAAAUAGAAGUACCAGGUUUGAUUCCUUACACGGUCCUGUUAAUUACUUUUUGAAGUGGGAGCCCACCAUUUUGCUGAAAUAACACUGAAAAUAAAACAAAACCUCACUCUCAUUAAAAGAUGUAUAAACGUUAGGAUUUAGGUAUAUCUGAAUCAGUGAAUGGUUAUGUUUAUCAGUUGUUAAAAUUAUCAAAUAUCUAGAUCAGUAAACGUUCAUCACUCAUUUGGUGGAUACUUCCAAAUCUAUUCUAGGUUUAAUAAAUUGUUUGUCAGAAAAUAAAAUGUCAAAUUUUCAUAGUGGUUAUUGUAUUAUUGAACUUCAUCAUGUUAAUAGGAAGUAUUUGUUUGUAUAUGCUUUGUACAUAAAGAGAAUUUAUUCUGGAACAGGACUAAAGUCUUCAAAGACAAGUAAACUCAAUUGACUGAUUAAGAACAUUCAUAGUACAAAACAAUGAGAGCAAUGUAACCCCUUUGUAUUGAGAUUUAAAAAUAUUUCUUUACCAAAGAUUAAGCUUUUAAAACAAUUUUUUUGAAUGUUAACCAUCAAAUCCUGUAAACUUUAAGAAAAGUGUUUUGAGUGAGUGAGUUGGGUUUUACGUCAUUUUAGCAAUAUUCUGGCAAUAUCAGGGUAGGACACCAGAAUUGGGCCCAAGUGAGGAAUCAAACCCAGACCUUUGUUGUGACAGGUGAAAGUAUUUACCACUCCACUACCUCCAAAUGAUUUGAACAAUUAGAAGUGUAAUUAUUAGACUACAGCUCACAUUGUCUACUUAAGAAUAAUGUCUACUUUAUUGGAUAACUAUACUCAUACGAUAGAGUUUUAAAGCACUAGUUCUAUUGUUUGCCAUAUUAAUAUGUGUUAUCUUAGUGCUAUGUAACAUGGGUUAUUGUUUCUCUUAGAUGCCAGCUGUUGACUCACUUCACAGGAAUUUAAGUCUAUUAAAAAUGACCCUCUGGAUUCUUAGACAAGCAGCGUUAGAAACUGGCACUAGUCCUGUAGUCCUUACCAAACUGCCCAGUAGUAAAGGUUUCAUAAGGACUAGUAAAAAUUAGUUGUUAUUAAGGGUUUUGCUAUGUGUUAUCAUUAUAAGGACUAGUGGACUAGUGUUAGUUUCUACCGCUGGACAAGACAAAAAUGUAUCGUGUAAAAUAUUGUGCAAUAAAGACAUAAGGGAGUUUUUUUAAAGAAGCUUUUGCAAAGUUGAAGUCAUACUGAGAACACAAGAUGGUAUAAUUGCUGAUGCAUUGAGUUUUUCAAUGAAAUAGGACAUGAUAGUAGGUAGGGUACAUUUCUGUGAUCACAUUUCACUCUAUUCAUAUAGAGAGAAGGGUAUUGGAUCACUGGGUUGAGAAAAAGACUAUGCCACUAUUUUAAUUGGAACUUCUUGAGAUCACUUUUCACUGAACUAUAGGUUAAGGUAUCACCGAAAUGUGUCACUGUAAUUCCCUCACAAGUCACUCUCAAAAAAGCGUGAUAGAAUAUGUAGAUAAUAGAACACUUGUUUAUUGUGUUUGCUGAGAAUAGGCCUCACAUAUCCUGUUCUCAUCAUGGGGCAAAUGAAAUCAAAUCAGUUGGACAAGCUGUGUGUUACCCUGGCUUGAUGGCAUGGAUUGGUGUGGGAUGAUGGUCUGCCUGGCCCAGAUUGUUUUUCACAAUCAGGUCACACUGCAGGGAUAUUGACAGUGGCUUAAAACAACAUUCACUCACUCCACACUGGAAUGUUGAUUCCCUGAUAAUGAAAAGAUUACAUGCAUUUAAUGCUUUUCGAUUUGAAUGAAUUUAAAUAUUUCAUAGUGGAAAAGAUCACUUUACUCAAAAAGUCGUCAUUUCAAAUAAAAUUUCUUUCCCAAAGGUCAAGAAGCAACUUUUUCCCUCAGAAUUUACCCGACAGGAAAGCCUGCUAUCUUUGUAUAAUUUGCAUCAUAAGGAAGUUUAAAUCAGAUGCAUUAUUUUCAUGCAGAGAUCUAGGAUAAAUUAGGUCCCUCCCAAGCUAUUGCUCUUUGAAGGGGGCACAGGUGGCCCAGUCGUCUAAGGCGCCGCGAUUCACUGUGCAGAGUUGCGUCCCUUGGGCAUGCCAGAAACCUAUGAUUGUGGGUUCGAAUCCCGGUUCGCCCUGAUUAUAUUUCUAGGUUUGUCAGCACCAUACCCGGGUUUCACCGUAGUGGUUAACAUCUGAGACCUCUAUCACUUCGGGCUUUCCUCCCACGUUAAGCUGACACACCGCAAGGUUACUGGAAUACUGUUAAGAGCAGCGUUAAACUUAACUCACUCACUCACUCACUCACUAUUGCUCUUUGAAAGAAGUGACUAAAUUAGGAUCAUAUAUUCUUGCCCUGUGAUCAUACCCAACAGAGUAGCACAUUGUUCUGAAUAUUAGCCACUGGUUUGCAUGGCCAACACUCAAUCAUUUAUAGGUCAACCAGACGCAGGUGGGAAGUUUUUUACUGCAGCGUUUAAAAGGAUCGGAUACAUUUCUGGACAAUAGGUUGUUUAGAUGUUCAUUUAUAGGUAGGAGAAACAGUGUACACACGUAAAUAUUGUACAGAGACAUCGUGAAACAAUCAGUGCAGUAAUGCAUCAAUAAGAAAACAAUAGAUUUGAGUUGUCCUGUUUGAAUUUUGAGCCCCUCAUGGGUUCUUUGUAAGAAAGUAAUAAAAAAUUUGAAAAAA
Messenger RNA from Haliotis rufescens (red abalone), 6975 nucleotides. RefSeq names its product isoleucine--tRNA ligase, cytoplasmic-like. Gene Ontology annotation, molecular function: tRNA binding; aminoacyl-tRNA deacylase activity; ATP binding. The record is from RefSeq and is a predicted model, not a curated record. The transcript is spliced from 30 exons. Bases 182 to 4021 code for a protein of 1279 amino acids. Gene Ontology annotation, biological process: isoleucyl-tRNA aminoacylation. Lineage: Eukaryota; Metazoa; Mollusca; Gastropoda; Lepetellida; Haliotidae.